UAUAUGGUUCAAUAAACCCGGUUUAUAAGGUUUUGGUAAAACAAAAAAGGGAAGCAGAAGAAAUCGGUUGUUGUCGGCGCCGGAGGAGAUGAGUGGGGCAGGUGUGCCGGACUUUUUCUACAGGGAAGCUCAACGUCUUGGCUAUGUUGCUCGCUCUGCUUUCAAGCUUCUACAGAUUCAAAAACAGUACAAGCUCAUCAAACCAGGCUCCUCUGUUCUUGACCUGGGUUGCGCGCCUGGUGCUUGGCUUCAGGUUGCUUGCCAAAGCUUAGGUCCACUUAAAAGUGGUGGAAUUGUCGUCGGUAUGGAUAUAAAGAAGGUGAAGGUUCCUCCACAGUGUGAUUCUCGAGUGCAAACCAUUGCCGCCGAUGUUUUAAACUUUCCCAGACAAACGAUUCGGGAGUUAUCGCCUCAGCAAUUGGGAUUUUCAGUCAUUCUUUCAGAUAUGUGUCACUCAGUAUCUGGAAUUACCACUAGAGAUGCAGCUCUGUCUGCUGAAUUGGGAAUGCGUGCACUUGAUUUGGCUGUUGGUCAAGCUGCUAUCUCUCAGUCACCUGAUGAUGAUAAUGAUGGAGGCGAUGAGGUUCCAAGCAACGAAAGUCGUCGUGGUGUACUUAGGCAUGGGGGUCAUCUUGUAAUCAAGCUUCUAGAGAGCGAGGACGCUCAAGAUUUUGCUCGAAUUUGCAAGCCUAUCUUUAACAAGGCGUCUUGGUUGAGGCCAAAAGCUACAAGAUCAUCAUCUCGAGAAAUUUACUUGAUUUGCCAGGGAUUUCGAUAGUAAAAGCUUUCAUAUACAAUGGAAAUCCAAUGGUAACACUUUUUUAAUUGAUGUAUUCAGUAUUUUCUUGGAUUAUGUAGUUUACAAAGGAAAAGAACAAAUUGAAUAAAUAGAAUGCAGGGGUUGUUGCGUGUGAA
Messenger RNA from Arabidopsis lyrata subsp. lyrata, 915 nucleotides. Its product is annotated as ribosomal RNA large subunit methyltransferase E. NCBI's taxonomy places the organism in Eukaryota, Viridiplantae, Streptophyta, Magnoliopsida, Brassicales, Brassicaceae. Gene Ontology annotation, biological process: RNA methylation. Gene Ontology annotation, molecular function: rRNA (uridine-2'-O-ribose)-methyltransferase activity. The transcript has 6 exons. Bases 89 to 778 code for a protein of 229 amino acids. The record is from RefSeq and is a predicted model, not a curated record.